AAGCGAUGUUUGGGAUCGGUAUCAACUUGGACGAGGAGAAGAAGAAGACCGAUGCGUGGUUGCUCAAAGGUAGUCAGGGGAAGGACCCGGUAGAUUCGAAGUUGGAGGAAUUACGCGAACGGUUCGGCCUGACUGUGUUCAAGGCGAAUAGGGCAAAGAACGCGUUGAAGAGGCUUUGCCGGCCCUUCGGCAACAAGAAUCCAGAUGAGGAUUUCGCGCCGGUUUUGCUCUGCCACGCUCAGCUGUACGUCUUCGGAGACAAAUAUGACAUCAAAAACCUCCGCUGGUUGGCCCUUGAGAAACUGCGGGCGACGCUCGUGUCCUUCCAGCUGCACGAACAGCGCGUUCAAGAUGUUGUGCAGUUAGUCCGAUACGCCUAUGGGAACACGGCAGCGUGUCCGAUGGAGCCGUUGCGGGACAUGCUGGCGCAGUACUUAGCAGGGAGGAUCAAGGUCAUUGGCUCGAAUGAAGCCUUCCAUGUGCUACUAAAAGAAGGGGGCGAAUUCGUCACAGACUUUUGGGGACAGAUACUUGCCCAGGUACUCUCGUGAUUAGGUGGAUAAACUCUCAUUCCCAGAUGGGUUGGUUACUACGGAUUUGGCUUGCUCUAGUUCGGUGUCUGGCAGCUAUGGAUAUUAUUCACCCUCAUUUUCGGCACGGAUGUUAGAUCGUGGUAGACGGUUAACGGGGCAUGCCAAAGUCAGGUUUUAAUUUUGCAGAGGAACUUACAUCUCCGGGACAUUCCAUUCCUUC
This is a messenger RNA of Eremomyces bilateralis CBS 781.70, 753 nucleotides long. RefSeq lists its product as uncharacterized. Bases 6 to 551 code for a protein of 181 amino acids. The transcript has a single exon. The record is from RefSeq and is a predicted model, not a curated record. NCBI's taxonomy places the organism in Eukaryota, Fungi, Ascomycota, Dothideomycetes, Eremomycetales, Eremomycetaceae.